Messenger RNA from Galendromus occidentalis (western predatory mite), 755 nucleotides. RefSeq names its product cAMP-dependent protein kinase inhibitor beta. The record is from RefSeq and is a predicted model, not a curated record. Gene Ontology annotation, molecular function: cAMP-dependent protein kinase inhibitor activity. Gene Ontology annotation, biological process: negative regulation of protein kinase activity. Bases 237 to 515 code for a protein of 92 amino acids. Lineage: Eukaryota; Metazoa; Arthropoda; Arachnida; Mesostigmata; Phytoseiidae. The transcript has 3 exons.
GAUUCCCGCCGAUUCCCGGGCGAGGCAACUCGAUGUUUGAUAGCACGACUAUAAAGCGACUACCACGAGUUGUUGAGUGCGAUACCAUCGACUAAGAUUCCACGGUACAUCGGUGCAAACACCAAAAACCGCUGUUUUGCGAGGAGUCCCGGAGUGGAGGACGGUAUCUCAGCAUUCCUCGACUAAUUGAGUUUGUGUGAGGAACUGUUGCUCCCCAAGCGAGAGAGAACUCCGGAAUGGGCUGGAUAAAGGAGUGUGUGUUGCACAUGGCAUCCGCCUCUACGUCGGCGGCUCCUGAACACGUAGGGAUGAAUGAGGACACUGUGGAGGGCUUCCUGAAUUCGGGCAGGACAGGGCGACGGAAUGCCCUCCCAGAUAUCCUCGACGAGCAAUACGCUGCUACGGGAACAGGAGACCUUCCGAUGGACAUGGAAAGGCUGUCAUGUACAGAUCAAGCCGGUACGAGUUCGAGCACAGACAAGAACCAACCAUCGACCUCAACGGCGGCUAAUUAGGCUGCAACUCAGGCAGAAUCUCCCGGAGGCAGAUUUCAACUCACAGACUGCAGAUCAUAGCUCAUAUUAAUUUGUUUACCCGCGCAUAGAUCCCAUCAAAAGCAGCAAGGACAAUUACCCAUGUCGUACUGGAAUGAGGGACGUGGAGAGUACUAAUCUCGACGGCUCUGUCGUGGGCCGGUCGAGGCGAGGCUUUAUAAAUAAACUGUACAGUUCUCUAAUAUAUAAUGAGGAAACCCG